ACAUGCUGAAAUGUUAACCUCCCUGAAAGACAGUCACAGUCACACUGCACGCUCAUGUUACCCUCCCUGUGGCACGGUCACGGUCACACUACAUGCUGAAAUGUUAGCUUCCCUGCAACACAGUGAAAGUCACACCGCACGCUCAAAUGCUAGCCAUUCAGCGGCACAGUCACACUGCACGCUCAUAUGUUAGCCACUCUGCGACACGGUCACAGUCACAUUGCACGAUCAUGUGUUACCAUCUCUGCAGCAUGGUCACGGUCACACUACAUGCUGAAAUGUUAGCCUCCCUGCAACACAGUGAAAGUCACACUGCAAGCUCAAAUGUUAGCCUCUCUGCGGCACGGUCACACCGCACGCUCAAAUGUUAGCCUCUCUGCUGCACAGUCACACUGCACGCUCAAAUGUUAGCCUCUCUGUGGCACAGUCACACUGCAUGCUCAAAUGUUAGCCUCUCUGCGGCACGGUCACACUGCACGCUCAAAUGUUAGCCUCUCUGCUGCACAGUCACACUGCACGCUCAAAUGUUAGCCUCUCUGUGGCACAGUCACACUGCACGCUCAAAUGUUAGCCUCUCUGCUGCACGGUCACACCGCACGCUCAAAUGUUAGCCUCUCUGCUGCACGGUCACACCGCACGCUCAAAUGUUAGCCUCUCUGCGGCACGGUCACACCGGACGCUCAAAUGUUAGCCUCUCUGCGGCACGGUCACACCGCACGCUCAAAUGUUAGCCUCUCUGCUGCACGGUCACACCGCACGCUCAAAUGUUAGCCUCUCUGCGGCACGGUCACACCGCACGCUCAAAUGUUAGCCUCUCUGCUGCACGGUCACACCGCACGCUCAAAUGCUAGCCUCUCUGCGGCACGGUCACACCGCACGCUCAAACGUUAGCCUCUCUGCGGCACGGUCACACUGCACGCUCAAAUGUUAGCCUCUCUGCGGCACGGUCACACCGCACGCUCAUAUGUUAGCCUCUCUGCGGCACGAUCACACUGCAUGAUCAUGCGUCAGCCUCUCAGCAGGACAGUCACACUGCAGGCUCAUAUGUUAGCCUUUCUGUGGCAUAAUCAUACACUGCACAUUUGUGUGUUAGCCUCUCUGCAGCACGGUCACACUGCACGCUGAAAUGUUAGCCUCCCUGCGGCCCCGUCACGCUCUGCUGUCCCCUGCAAGCCCUGCCUGCUACAGGGAAAUUGGCCAAUGAUGUCAUGUUUCGUGGACGUGGGCCAUUGCUCACAACAUAAGCAGUGUGACACCUGUGGGGGGCGCUGUGCCAGAGAGUGGCUCAAGUUCUGUCUUCUGCGGUUCAGAAAUGUGUUCUGGCAGCCUUCCUGUUCCUGUCUUCAGCCUGUGAUGGCACUCUUCUGUCUGCCAGCUUCGGGGGUGUCCAUACGGCUUUUUAUUCAGCCUAUUUGGGUUUGCAGCAGUGUGUAGUGUAUGCUGCUUGCUCAGCUGCUCUGAAGGCCUGAGUCCACAGUAAGAGGCUCCCCCCCAGGCGAGUACACUGAUGUAAUGGGGAAAGCUGCCCCCACGCUGCAUUAGAGCUCACCACUCCCCAAAGAUCAAAGCUUUUAGAAGAAAUGCAUUUACAGGAGCAUAGAGAGACACAACAUUAUGCCCCUUUGCAGUUAGUCCACUGGGUGGUAGCGUGGGCAAGCAGUGCAAAGAUUGGUGGGGGAAGGAGCAACACCAUAAGAGUGUGGAGACCAAAGCUGGAAUUUGGAGGAAUGUCCCUGUCUGCCUGAUUGCAGCACAGCAAGUGAAAUGCAACGCGAUUCCACACUGGGCACUUGGCACGUCUGCAGUGCAUCGGUGCAGUUUCUGCUGCACACCCCGCCCUGCCCCCUGCUGGCCUCUGCUUGCGAGCAAACGUGAAGGUGCUUCUAGCAGGUCCCCCCCCAGUAUGGAUAGCUGCCUGCUUAUGCAACAGCAGGAGACACUACUGACCCCUGCUCUGCUGUUAUUAGCUGGGUGGGGGGGCUUUUUUUUGUGGGACACGCCUCUUCAGAAUGUGACGGCAAGCAGAGCUUUCAUCAAGUCUGUGUCUUAGAAGAUGGAGGGAGGGAGGGAGUCAUCUGCACGUCCACCCCUAUGCAGAACCGCUGAUGUCAUGACUGUUGCUAUGGGCGACGAGUGGAGCAGAGAGAGGGACUUCGGUGCAGAGGGGGGCGGGGGUUUUCAAUGCAGAAAUCAAGGUAAUGGGACAAGUGUGACUAACGGCAGAUAGGAGACUGGCUGGGGGUGUCAUUCAGUAGGUUUUAUCCUUUUUUGGGAUGCAGUAUCACGGAGGGAGGGAGAGAGAAAAAAAAGAGAGGAGGGGGAGGGACAGAGACCAUUUUAGACAGGCUGAGCCAUCAGCCAAUUAGAAUGCACUGUGGUCACAGCCCAGCAUCCAAUGGCAUGUGCCGUGGUGUGCGGGCCCUUAUUAAUGAAUGGAGCAGCGGAGAGGGAGCAGAACGAGGCGAAGGUACGGCAGCAGGCAGCCAUGAAGGGGCUCCAGCAUGAGGCAGAUGAAGACGUAGACGCACAGAGCCCAGUGGAGGCUGCGGAGCCGGGGCCCACCUCUCUGCCGCUGCCCCAGUCCUCUCGGCGCUCCAUCUCCAUGGGGGACUUUCGGCGGGCAAACCCCCAGGCCGCCUCGGAACCUGCCUCGGCCGCCGCUACGGCCCCAUCCUCGCGCCUGGUGACGCCGAGCUCCAGCAUGGAGUUUGAGGCGGCGCGGCGGCGCCUCCUGGAGGUGGAGGAGCGCCAGCGUGUCAUCCGUGAGAUGGAGGGCCGGUUGGAGGAGCUACGCGAUGUGUUCGUGCGCUCCGAGCAGGAGGCGGUGGCGCACGGUGAGCUGGUGGCCCGCAUCACCAGCUCCGCCCAGCAGGGGGAGCUCUACGCUGCAGAGAACGGUCAGCGCCUGAAAAAGGGCCUGCGCUUCAAGGGCCGCCGGGCCUCCAUCGUGUUCUCCUCCAUGUUGGGUCUCCGCACAUGUCUGCCCUGGCGGGUCAAGCUCAAGUAGGGAAAGGCGACCCCCACAGCCCCGCUGCAAGCCACCUGCCUUCCUGAGGGGGACGCUCUACCUUCUCGUGGAUGUUUUACCAUGCGUCUCUCUGUCUCUUCCUCUGGCUGGUCGUGUAAUCUCAGGUGACUCCUCGCUGCUGACUUACACAAUGCGGAAAACAUGCGUCUGAAUCCUCCAGCUUUUGGAUAAUCCCCGCUGGUCUCCCGGACGACGCAGGUCUCCAGGUAACUGCAGCUGUACCAUGUACUGACCAGCAUGGAGCCCAACGCCCCCCUGCUCUCCCCCGCACGGUGACUCAGUGCUGGCAAGUUCGGCUGUACGGUUACAUAAACAUGGGAGAGAAACGGCAACGACAAGGUCACAGCAGGGGGGGGUGGACUCCAUCGUCAAGACAACAUGCCCGUGUUACUCAUCUCCGUGGCGACUGCAGGCACCUCCCUCAGUGAGUGUCUUCUCUGGGGGGGUGGGGGUGGAGUGCUCUGCAUUUGGAAACACUGAACUGUAGACUGUAGAAGCUUCUCACUUUCUUCAGGGAGGUUUGCUUGUUUUAUUCUCCAUUGCAGACAGCUCCCUGAACACUGCAUGAUGGGUAAUGGUCAUGGGAGGCAGCCGUUCUAGUUUUGGGUAUCGGUUACCGAAAUAUGGGGGGGGGGGGGGGCAUUGCUGUCCAUUUUCUUGCAGGGAUUUUGUAACCAGCUUCCUUGACCAAUAUCCUGGAGUCCUUUAGAGGUUCAGUGAAGUAUUAACACUGCAUUAAUACUCUGCCUGUCAGAUUAUUUUAAAAAAGUGAUGACUGGAGUUUCUGGACAGGAGUGCAAUAGAUGCUUUUAAUGUUGUGUGGGAGGAGACGCUGGUAACCAUCGCCCUUUGAACAUCUGCGUGAAGACAGUCUGCGUGCAGCAUGUGUUUGCACCACCCCCCUCCGAUCUCCGUCCCAGAAGGCUAAAUGGCCCCUUUCCAGAAAUAGCAUGUAGGGGGGAUGUUCAGUUUCUGCAGGACUCGGGUGCUUAAAACAGCGGUUUCGGGGAUGCAUUGCAGUGCGGACUGCUCCAUUAUGACAGAGACAAGUGGACAGCAGCCCAAACUCCCCCAUACCCCGACACAUACAGCUCCGUGGAGCCUUAUACCCCCCCGUUUUCAGGAUCCUGCUUAAACACAACGCUGUGAUGCUUCUUAGGUAUUACUCAUAUUUAUCUGUACCGUCACUAAAUUUUAAACUUAAGAAUCUGCUACAGUUUAUGCUUCAUGUAAACAUGAAAAUGUAACUGCCUAGAAGUUACUUUUAAGUAGGAGAUUAACUGGAAUGGGUGAACGCUUUUAAAUGCUUAUUUAAGCUGCAUUUUAUGCUGCCUGGACUCUUCUGUGGGUCCCGCUUCUAUCCAGCCGCCUCUAAUAUAGUACUGCACUGCACACCAGCCACCGAUAAAACGGAUUAUUUCUGACAGUUUUGAGUUUGUUCGCGCUGGUUUCACUCGGGUCGGGUGCUCUGUGUAAUAUAAAUACGAUACUGCCUUAUAUUGUCUAAACUUUAUGGAGGCUACUUUGGAUAAGUCUGCUAAAUGGAGAGAGACGUUACAGCUUUAUUAGUGCAGUGCGGUGCUCCGUGGUCGGUAGGAGACGCGCAGACAUAAACGCCGAGAUGUGCUGCUUGCUCUGCAGUUUAAAGCUGCUCAUUUACACGUAGUUAACAGCCGUAUCGCGUCCCUGUUUUUAUUAGGUCGUUUGAAGGUUCAAACGCAAGGGCUAAAGCUUAGAUAUAUACAGUAUACACUUCCGGACGUCUCCUUUCCUUUGGAAGACUGCGAGCAAAAUCACGCAAGGAUUAAAUGCUUCUGUUUUCCGUCUGAGAGUUCUUAAACUACGCUUAUAAGGGUAGUUGUGGGACAGUCAUUUGCUUACAUAGCAGCGAGAAGCCAGGGCUCCGGGUCCAGGCCGCCUGGGGGCGUCACCAGCCUCCCUCCGCUUCAUCCGCGGUUUCGCACGCACACAAACACGCAGAUUUUUACCCAAAGACCUCUUGACUCACAAGCAAUUUGAAUGUACGUGAAUGUGUUUCUAACGUGAAAUAUCAAGCAUUUGAUCUGUCUGUCGAGCCGGUGGCAGAGCAGGAAUGGAUCUCCGCAUCGAUCAGCCUCAGCCAGCCGGCCACGCACCCCUGUCCUGUCCAGAGAUGGCGCUGUCCGCAGGGGCUGCACGGCUUUUCCAAAUCAGACAUGUGGUACUAACUGAAUGUAAUUCGGUGUUGCUGUUUGUCAGGCAGCAACUGCCCCAUCAAUUUUUACUUAGCGCUUAUACACAGUUUAAAAGCAGCAUGUCUCUCCGUCGUGCAGGUGCCACUGAUUUCCGGACCCCAAAGAGGCGACACAGGGAUACUCACCCCGUUCACUGUCUGUAUGACCCCUGGGGGCAUCCAGGCCAAGCUUGUCGGAUUCUUGUGCGUCUGUGGCCUCUGAGGGGCUCAGUGUCACUGGGCUUCACAGCCUUUUCCACAGUUGAGUCUGGGCCAAUUGGACUUGCACAUCCCUGUAAUCCACCUUCAAACAGCCCAAACCCUGAACAUUCUGGCUGACCCAAAUACCAGCUGGAGCAUGUUCCUCAACACAGCAGCCCAGCUGUAGAGAUGACAGUGUGGGGUGAGAAGCCAAACAGACGUGAUUUGGUAAAGGCUUUUAAUUCAGAGCCCUCUAGUGGUGCGGAGGCAAGUACCUCUGGACAGGGGUGCUGCUGCUGCCUUCCCUGGGGGUGGGGGGGUAACAGACGCCCAUCUCCCUUCCUAGAUUGGUGUCAUGGGACUGCCGAGUAAUGAAUGAAUGUCACUUUUGCUGUUUCGGCUGUUUUUAAAUGUACAGACAAGAUUGUACUCAGAAAUAAAUUUGAGAAAUA
Molecule: messenger RNA, 5893 nt
Organism: Brienomyrus brachyistius
Lineage: Eukaryota; Metazoa; Chordata; Actinopteri; Osteoglossiformes; Mormyridae
Exons: 2
Coding region: 2396-3007 (203 amino acids)
Biological process (GO): regulation of cell population proliferation
Cellular component (GO): nucleus
Molecular function (GO): DNA binding
Source: RefSeq, a predicted model, not a curated record